ACAAAUUAUAACACUGUAGAUCCAAUAAAAGAUCACGGCGCCGUCAAAACACCGCUUCACUUUCUCUAAUUAUCAAGACAAUCUCUGAACUUUCCAGUGGCUUCUCCCUUUCGUUUCCGAUUUCGUUUCCGAUUUCUUGAGCCAUAAUUCUCCUUCUCUUCCAUUUUUAACCCCCGAACAAAUUUUCGUCCACAGUCUACAUUCCCCACAAUUAAAAAAAAUCGUUUCUUGAUAUGAUUUUCAAUCCGUAUUUGUAUAUAUCUUCUUCAAAUCCCAAUUGACGCUACACACAUCAAUCAUGGGUUGGUGCAGAAGAUCGUCAAAAUUGAUUUCCGAUGCUUUCCGAUGCUACCGCAACUCAAAGAUUCCCGCACCCAGAAAACCCCCCAUUCAAGAACCCGGUUCAAGAACCGAUCUCCACACCUUCUCUCUCCGGCCCAAUUCAAUCCGGUCAAACAUCUCCGGCGGUCGCCGGAGGAGCCCUUUUCUCGACGGGGCGAAGAGGUUUUACUACGUCGACAGAAACCAAGUCCAACACUUCAAACCCAGGGGUUACAAAAAAUGGCUCGACAAUCCAAGAAACACAUUCACCAUCAUCGCCGUUGGUUCCGGAAUCGUGAUCACGGUCUACUUUGGGAAUUUAGAAACCGUGCCCUACACGAAACGAACCCAUUUCGUGCUGUUAUCGCAAUCCCUCGAACGAGAGCUCGGCGACUCGGAGUUCAAGAAGUUGAAAGCGCAGUACAAGGGCAAAAUCCUGCCCCCGCUCCACCCGGAAAGUAUCCGGGUUCAACGGAUAUCUCACGAGAUAAUCGAGGGUCUGCAGAGAGGAUUGACGAAAGAGGAAGUGUGGAGCGAUGUCCGGUACUCGACCGAAAUCGUUCCUUUCCCCAACAAGGCUCGUGGGCGCGAGCACGACGGAGUUAGGGCUUUGGGUGAUGGUGUGGAUGAAGGGAAAUGGGAUAAGGAUGAAGAGAUUUUCGACGAUCGGUGGGUUGAGCAGAGUAGGCGAAAAGGUCGAGAAAAGGGGAUGGAAUCUCAGACAAAGCAUUUGGAGGGACUUAAGUGGGAGAUUAUUGUCGUCGAUGAUCCCAUGAUUAAUGCAUUCUGUGUGCCUGGUGGGAAGAUUGUUGUUUUCACGGGGCUGCUUGAUCGGUUCAGAGCGGAUGCUGAGGUGGCAACCGUCAUUGCGCAUGAGGUUGGUCAUGCUGUGGCGAGGCACUCUGCGGAACAGGUGUCGAAGAACCUAUGGUUGACCAUCUUGCAGUUGAUUCUUUACCAGUUUUUCAUGCCUGACGUCGUCAACACAAUGUCGCAUCUCCUUUUGAGGCUUCCUUUUUCUCGGAGGAUGGAGAUGGAAGCAGAUUACAUAGGGCUGCUGCUACUUGCUUCGGCUGGGUACGACCCGAGGGUGGCCCCACAGGUUUACGAGAAGUUGGGGAAAGUGGCGGGAGAUUCCGUAUUUCAAGAUUAUCUUGCCACACAUCCAUCUGCUAAGAAGAGAUCCCAAUUCCUCUCUCAGGCUAAAGUCAUGGAAGAGGCCUUCGACAUUUACCGCGAGGUUCAGUCCGGUCGAGGCGUCGAGGGUUUCCUUUAAAUCAUUCCAAAAAAAAAAAAAAAAAAAAACUCCAUUAAAACAGUUUAAAUCCAUCAAUUAAGUGAUUAUGAUGGUAGUGACACAAAUACUUUUUAUUACAUGUUUUUUUUUUUGCUU
Molecule: messenger RNA, 1714 nt
Organism: Erythranthe guttata (spotted monkey flower)
Lineage: Eukaryota; Viridiplantae; Streptophyta; Magnoliopsida; Lamiales; Phrymaceae
Product: Peptidase family M48 family protein
Cellular component (GO): membrane
Molecular function (GO): metalloendopeptidase activity
Source: RefSeq, a predicted model, not a curated record